Molecule: messenger RNA, 1710 nt
Organism: Ostrinia nubilalis (European corn borer)
Lineage: Eukaryota; Metazoa; Arthropoda; Insecta; Lepidoptera; Crambidae
Exons: 4
Coding region: 11-1276 (421 amino acids)
Source: RefSeq, a predicted model, not a curated record
AAAUGUAAUAAUGCUAAAAGUGCCCAUCAAAAAAAUACACGAAUUUCAAGAAGACUUCGUCUUUUCUAAUUUGAUGUGUAGCACUGAUUGUGACGAAAACUCAACCCUAACAUACACUCACCUAAUAAGUGACACGAUUCCUUUUAAAUACGGAAGCUUAUUCCAAGUAAUUGACCACGAACCAUUCAAAUACUACAGUGAAAUUAUUAUCUGUCUGCCACGCAAUACACCAAAUUUCAGCAUCUAUAAAACAUACCUGAAAACCUAUGGUUGGGAUGUCGACAUUCGUAAAGAUUGUGAAGCGAAUAUAAUGCCGCAAAAUCAUACACUUGCAAUGAUUACAUACGAAGCUCCCAAUACUGAUUUAUUUCUACCAGCAAUAUUUUAUCACACUCCUUAUAUGUUACCUGAAGUGAUGGACAGAUUUCCAAAUUCUUUAAGUCUGUCCACCGACUGGGCACCUCUUAAGUAUGCCUUCGUAGAAUUCUUGAAGAAGAUGAACUGGCAACGAGUGGCCGUCGUGUCCGAUGACGCGGUAUACAGCGAGGCCUUUGCAGACGAACUGACGUCACUAUUCACGAUGGAAGGGUUAAUAUUCACCGAUCAAAGAUGCAGUAAAACUUGCAACUUUGUUAAAUCGCUGAUAUUACUGAAAAAUGCUGAUGCCAAAGUAAUAAUUUUGAACGUAGACAAAGAAAAUGCCCGUCAAUUAGUGAGUGCUAUAACCAGACUACAGUUAAGAGGAGUGCUAUGGAUCGUAAGAGACUGGCCUUUUGAACAAGUUUCACUGUUUCAGGGGAUGACUGAAGUGUACUCGUUAACUUUAUCGCCUGGCUAUAACAAGACAGAAGAUUACCACCCUUACUUAAGCAGCAUAAAUAAAGGUAUACAAAUAAUCGACCGCAUUUACAAAAAUGUUUUGGGUGAUAAGGAAACGUUUCUAAGGAAUCUUUCAAAAGCAGUCAGACCCAAGGACUACAAAACCUAUGCUUACGUCAUGCUUUUCCGUGACAACCCAGCUCCUUCUGUAGUGGCCAGCAUGAUAAUUGAAGAAGACCGUGUGAAAAUAAUGAGGUUUAGCGACGUGUAUGGCGGUGCCGUGCCUUCUGACCUCAAAGAGGCUUGCAUCGUGAGGAGUUACGACUAUUUCCAACCCUGCAACCACUUGAAGCUUCUCUUAUUGGUGCUCGUCUGGAUAGCGUUUGCGUUGGCUGUCCUUCUCAUCAUCGUGUGUUUCAAUAAGUACCGCCGAAAACGCUAUAAUAGGCUGUCAUAGAUCCUUAAGAAGUCGCCGCACUUGACGGUAAUGUUGUCGCGGAUCUUCGGCAAAGGAAGUUAUUACAAAUCGGAGUGACCGAUCAUCCGCGUAGUGUGCCCGUUUUGCUUAUUUAUAAGCAAUUACUUAUAUUGGCGGAAGAUCCGCGAAGACAUAUCCGUCAAGUGUGGCGACUCCCUUGUGGUGCGUCCAGACUGGGCGAACGGGCUUGCGCGGCACGCUGGUCAUGCUACUCACCCUGCUCUUGAGUGAGCAGGAUGUUGAGUUUGCCGCGCGAGUCCGUGCGCCCAGUCUGGACGCACCAUUACUGUUUCGAGUCUUUCGAUCUCUGAACAAUAUUUUCAUGGAGACAAAAUCUGAUCUCUUUUAAGACCCUUUUUAAAGACUAAGUUAUUGUGUUUUACAGAUUCAAAAGAAAUAAAAACUUAUAAUCA